GUGCGGGAGCCAUGAGUUUUUUGAUUAUCUAUGUGAAGGUAAAAAAACCGCCGAUUUUCGAAUUUUGUAACCUUUGAUGCAUCAGAAUCGUAUUCAAAGGACAAGUCAAAUGUCAAAUGCUAGUUAUGGUCUAAUUCUUGUUACCCAAAGUACAUUGGCUUUCUCAUUUUUCCAGUUUCUUUCCUCAAUUUUUGAAGGGAGGUGGUUGCGUAUAAUUUUAAAAUAUGUAGCUAUACAACAUUAAUGGUUGCACCCAAAAUUUUAUAUUUUAUUUGGUGAAAUCGAUGUAACGCGGAAUGGCACAUUUCCCAUAAUAUGCCUCUAUUGACAUUUUUUAAAUUCAUGCCAAAUUUCAAAUCGAUUGGAUGAGUAGAACAGAAAUAAACUUUGAUACAGACAGACGACAGACCCACAAAACGAUUCCACAAGCCCUUACUCGGGCUAAAAGUGCGUCAGAGCGAGCAUUAUGCUGAAUAACUUGCUACAUACAGUAUCAUUCGUUGAAGAACAUAAAGCCGUGGAAAAUGCAAAGUUCUACACAAAAAUUCUUCUGGCACGCUGGGAUCCUAGUAUGCCACUCAUUUUUAUGCAAUUUUAAGAUUAUACAGGGGACAGUGACACUCAAUCUUAUCUAUUGUACGCUCCGCCGCCUUUUCCCUUCGCAAAAUUUUCCAUUGUAAAUAUGUACCGUGACGCAUAAACCAUUUUGUUUGUAUCAUAAAUUGUUGUUAAACUUCUUAAGAUAGUACUUCUUACUGCGUGCCUAUUUACCUAACCCAUGUGUAGGUUAGAUCUUGAUAUUUAAAUUAUGCAGAAGCGCGUGCACCGAUUGAUUAAGUGAUAAUACAACUUUCCCAAACUUUCCAAAGUUUUAGAGGGGCGAACUUGUGGUGCCCAAACUUGUGGCACCUUGUCCCAGAUCAAGGGAUACGAAGGCUCUUGACUGACUAACAUUAAUUACAAUCUCACUUCGUUUCCCAUUCAAGCAAAGAAUAUUUGGCAAUUCUCACUUAAUUCCAUUCCGGUCCGGAUAGAUUCACGACAUUCCGUUCGAGUAUGAUCCUAAAUCUGGGAAACUUAUCGUCAUGAAGUCCCGCAAACGGAGACGCGUCACCCAAAUCCAGUCACUGAUAACGUUGACGUACUUGCUCGUCCUCCUGUACAAUUUCUUCUUUGGAGACAUGCCAAUUCUGAAAAGGUUGCAGGGAGUCCCAUUCUUGAUGUCUUACGCGGUGCUGAGCUCCCUCGGGUGGAAUGUGGGACUCGACAUCGCCCUGAUGCAAUGGAUCAAUUCGAUUCUCAACUUUGAACGCGAUUUGUUACAAGAGGGAGAAAGUAUUUCGACCUCAAUUACAACAAAGUUGAUGUUCAUCUUCAUCUACUUGACCGAGUUCACCGUCAUGGCCGUCCCCUCGGCGGUUUGCUUACUGCUCAUGGUGGACCCCUGCGUACCGCCAUUUCUGCUCUCGUUCUCGCCAAGUUGUUCCACCAUCUCGUGGAUGCCACCAGGACGUGAAAUAUUCGUCGUUUUGUUCGAAGCUUGGAUGGCUCUGCAACUGUUCAGUUCUGGGGCGACGUGGGCUUUCUUCAUCUUCUUUGCAGGAAUUGUCGCAAUGCUCAACUACUUUCAAUUGCUGGAAAGCCGAAUUUGUAAGGCUGUAACAAUCUUUCAAAAUCAAGCCUGCCUCAAGCUCUACAGGAGUAUUCAAAUCCUGGAAAAAUAUAUGAAUGGAUGCACCAUGGUGCGAAUUGUCCCUUCGAUGGUACUGUGCACUCCGAACUUGCAAAUUAUCUCGCAGUUCGUGAGUAUCAAGCUGCACUCCAAAAUAGCGAUGCCCGGCUUUCUCAUCUUCCCCCUCAUCAUGGUGGACGCCGUUAUUGUGAACGUCUUCGUGUACACGUUGGCCUCCUGGGUAAACAGCACGUCCACGAAGCUACUUCAAACCCAGGUUCGACGAACGGUCCAAUUUGGCGGGAAGAAAUCCCAGCUGGCGAGAGAGAUCAGGGCGUGUGGCGUACUGAAGAUCAAAUUCGGCUCAAACUUCAUCGACAACGGGACCCCGCUAGUGAUUCAGAACUUCUGCUUUAACCAAACCUUAAAUCUGCUGCUGAUCAGUGACGGACGAAAGGUGGGACGACGUUAAGAAGUUCGAACAAACGACGCAGUAGUAAGCGUCAGCUUCGUAUGGUUUGAUUUUUACAAAGAAGACCUUCCCGUUGUAAGUUUUCUAUAUUAUGUAGAAACUCGUUUAAAAAUCAAACCAUAAAUGCUUAAAUAAGUUUUAUUCUCUGUCAUGGAAACAUGUGCAUGUAUACUUUUAUUAAACUUGCAG
Folsomia candida is the source of this 2333-nucleotide messenger RNA. RefSeq lists its product as uncharacterized. Bases 1086 to 2144 code for a protein of 352 amino acids. The record is from RefSeq and is a predicted model, not a curated record. The transcript has 4 exons. Lineage: Eukaryota; Metazoa; Arthropoda; Collembola; Entomobryomorpha; Isotomidae.